AUGAAACCACGUUAUAAUCUUCGUACUCAAUCAUCCAAAGUUUUUGUUUCCAGAACAAAUAAAAUUAUUUCUUCUGUCACAUCUCCUUCAAUUAGAAAGAGGCCAAAGCAUCGUCAAUCAAUUACAAUAAAUAAUAAUAAUAAUAAUAAACAAAAUCGACGACAAAGUCUUCGUUUAACAUCAAUUCUUAAACAAACAAAACCUCGACCAAUCAAACAUGAAACUCCACCAAAAUGGCGUAAAGUUGAGAAUGAUACUACAGAAGAAAAUUCUUUAAUCAAUGAUGAAGAUGAUGAUUAUGAUGAUCUUCUAGCACGUCAUCAUCGACGUAUGCUUGAAGAACAAAAAGAUCGAAAACUUUAUGAACGAUAUGUUCGUGGUCAACGAACACUUCGUCGUUUACAAUGUCGUCGUACUCAUACAGCUCAUUUAAAUGAAGCAACACGUACUCGUCUAUUACGUGAAUUAGAACGUGAACGUCGUUAUACUGUUCAAGAUCAAAUCUGUGCUUAUCUUACUGAUCAUACAAUUAUAUUUCGACAUGGAGCUCAUUUAAAUUCAAAUCCACCAAUGGAUUGGUCAACACUUGAAGAUGAAAUACCUCGACAAAAACAUUUCGAUACAAUACAUCAAUUAGAUGUAAUGAUAAAUAAUCUUAAAAAAGUUAUCCGAACAUCAAAAUCAUCGUUAUCUAAACCACGUUUAUCUGUACAUGAAAGACAAAAACAACGUUUAACAGCUAAAACUACGACUCCAGUUAUCUCUCUGAAUUCGAAUAUUUCACAAACAAAUGAAAUUCGUUCAGCAAUCUCACCAAUCAAUACAAUAUCACAAUCAACUGCAAUAUCUCGUUUGCCAAUUGUAAGAUUUAUUGAUGAUUCAAUACGAAUGAAUAAUUCACAACAUUUAACAUGUAUACAAAACUUUUUAUUACAAAAUAAUAAUAAUAAUAAUAAUAAUAAUCAUCAUCAUCAUAGUCACAUGUAA
This is a messenger RNA of Adineta steineri, 987 nucleotides long. The record is from the annotation of a GenBank genome assembly. NCBI's taxonomy places the organism in Eukaryota, Metazoa, Rotifera, Eurotatoria, Adinetida, Adinetidae.